CAACAGAGAGGAGUCAGUGCGUGGCCAGGCGUGGCCAGUCUUCCCGCGUGUGGCUGCCCGUUGACCUGCACUGUGUCCAGCGUGGCCACCUCGCUGAUGCAGACACAGCUGCACCUGAGCCACCCAGCGCGUUGCUCUGUGCGCGGCAGAGGGUGACCUCAGGGCGAACGAUGAGCAGCAACAGCAAUAAGAGAGCUCCAACCACAGCCACCCAGCGACUGAAACAGGACUACCUUCGGAUUAAGAAAGACCCGGUGCCUUACAUCUGUGCUGAGCCCCUCCCUUCCAAUAUUCUUGAGUGGCACUAUGUGGUCCGAGGCCCUGAGAUGACUCCUUACGAAGGUGGCUAUUACCAUGGAAAACUAAUUUUUCCCAGAGAAUUCCCCUUUAAACCUCCUAGUAUUUAUAUGAUAACCCCCAAUGGAAGAUUUAAGUGCAAUACGAGGCUGUGUCUUUCCAUCACGGACUUCCACCCAGACACCUGGAACCCGGCCUGGUCUGUCUCCACCAUCCUGACCGGGCUGCUGAGCUUCAUGGUGGAGAAGGGCCCCACCCUGGGCAGCAUAGAGACGUCGGACUUCACGGUGAGGAAAAGACAACUGGCGGCACAGAGUUUAGUGUUUAAUUUAAAAGACAAAGUCUUCUGUGAGUUGUUUCCUGAAGUCGUGGAGGAGAUUAAACAGAAGCAAAAAGCACAGGACGAGCUCAGCAGCAGACCCCAGGCGCUGCCCUUACCAGACGUGGUUCCCGACGGGGACACGCACCACGGCCAGCACGGGCUGCAGCUCCUCAACGGGCACGCGCCAGGGGCCGGGCCCCACCUCGCGGGCUUCCAGCAGGCCAACCGGCACCACGGACUCCUGGGCGGCGCCCUGGCGAACUUGUUUGUUAUAGUUGGGUUUGCAGCCUUUGCCUACACGGUCAAGUACGUGCUGAGAAGCAUAGCACAGGAGUGAGCUGCACGCCGGGACGCAGAGGUGGCCAAGAGCGAGGGACGGCCCAGCCUGACGCUGGCUGGCUGGACGUGCCAUCCGCACAGGGCGGACCCGCCCGACGCCUGGGGUUAGCUUUUUAAAAACCAUUAAGAGGAAAACAAAAACCAGAGUGUGGGGUCUGGAUUGGAGCGUAGACACGAGUCCCGCCCACGCACUCUGGUCUCGCUGUGGAGCUCGGGCCGCGGAGGAGGGGCCUCACGCUGUGGUUCUGUACCUCAUCUCCUGCAUUGUCUUUGGGACAUGUUUUAGUAAACCUGUUUUUCAUUUUAUAGAUUUGAUCACUUAAAAUACAAAACUUGAUGCCUA
This is a messenger RNA of Eptesicus fuscus (big brown bat), 1301 nucleotides long. It is a transcript of the gene UBE2J2, whose product is annotated as ubiquitin conjugating enzyme E2 J2. The transcript has 7 exons. NCBI's taxonomy places the organism in Eukaryota, Metazoa, Chordata, Mammalia, Chiroptera, Vespertilionidae. The record is from RefSeq and is a predicted model, not a curated record. The coding region runs from base 171 to 956 and encodes 261 amino acids.